AUGAGCAAUGGUUAUCAUUUCAUGGUAGAUCAUGGAAUGAAUUUAUCAGUGAUGAUAAAAGACUUAUAUUCUGAGCACAUUGUAAUUUCAACAAAUCCAAAGGAAGAAGAAGAUUAUGAUGGCAUGAUCAAGACAAAGCUACCAUGUGUAUUGACAAUAGUUGCAAGUCUGAAAUUUGAGAAAAGUUUAAAUCCCAGGAAUUACAGAUAUUCUCAAAUAUCUGGUUACAUGUAUGUUAUAAUGUCUUGUUAA
Entrophospora candida is the source of this 252-nucleotide messenger RNA. The record is from the annotation of a GenBank genome assembly. NCBI's taxonomy places the organism in Eukaryota, Fungi, Glomeromycota, Glomeromycetes, Entrophosporales, Entrophosporaceae.